CACAGCAAAUGUAGAGCGGUGACUCACUGGAUUAAUGCUUGACUGUAUUGCUUAACCAUCUUGCAAAAAGACAACCGCUUUUGACGUCCCUCUCAUUCUCUUCAAACGCGGAUGAUGUGCCGUUAAAGACAUGUUUUCCUUUCACUUUAUUACGACUGUUAUUGUUUCUUAUUUUCUUCUCACCAGUAAGUCAGAAGCUCCGAGCCCCAAGCAUGUGAGCGUGACUGUGGAUGCGGUCCCUGUGGCGGGACGCUCAGAGGUUACUUUGGCGACCUGCACAGCUUCCACAGCGCAGUCUGCUGCUGAGUUGUCAUGGGAUUUGGGCACUUUAUCGGAUUCUGUGAAGCUAUCGACCAGCACUGUGAAACAUCUGGAUGGGUCGUUGACUGUCAAAAGCAGUCUGAUUGCUACCCCAACUGUACAGAUGAAUCAACAGCUCGUUAAGUGUGUGAUUAGACAUGCAAUGUUGAAAGAGGAACUGAGCAUUGAUCACAAGAUCGUUGUGCACUAUCCCCCUCAGCUGGUCUUUGUGACACCGUUCCAAAAUCACUCUCAUUCUGAAGUGUAUCAGUGUGAGACAGAUGCCAAUCCUCCAGCUACACACUUCAGAUGGCACAGCACACACCAGAGUAUCCCCAAUGAUGCCAUUAAAACAGAAGGAAAUAAACUAUUCUUUUUGAAGCUGACAUCUGACCUCAGUGGCCUGUAUAUCUGUGAAGCUUCAAACGAGUAUGGAGCAGGAAUCGGCUCACUCUACUGGCAAAAAGGAGAAAAGACAGAAGACUACCAUUCUGAGCUUUGAGUCCUUCAUCCUGGAUGUAAUUUGGAUUAAACUUCGUCAUGGCUAUAAUAAAACAUAUUUACCAUAAUUAGAAUCAGGUUAGAAACAACAAAUAUGAAUUUGUUUAAAUUUAAGAAUCUUAAAAUAUACUUUCUUCAAGUUAUGACUUUGUUAAUUUUUUUCUAAAUUAUCUUAGACUUUGGACCCCACUGUUUUUAGCAAGGUUGCAGACAAACACAUGAAGAUCAGGUUAAAGUUCAAAUGCAGGGUUUAAUAAUCCAUCCAAUGAAGAUCAGUGUCCGUGGAAACUGGUGAGUGGCGAGAAACUCAAAGGAAAACAUGUGGCAAAUGAAUAAAACCUUAUUCCAUGAAAAUUUAACGAAUAACAAACAACUGAAAAUGUGUAACAACUGUAUAUAGAUGUUCAAUUCAUUAUAUUGCAGCAGCAGCAUCAUCAACAUGACUGUAAGGAAUAAUCAGAGUCAUAGAGAUCCAUUUGCAGCAGGCAGAGAGAUAAGGUACAGACAACAGUCCCGGCGUCGUGGGAACCGGAGAAUGAUCAGAAAUCAAGGAAACAGUCCAAGGUUGAAGUAGCCAGAGAGUGGUCAAAGACAUCCAGUAGACCGUCCAAGAGCUAGAACACGUAAUUGUUCCCCAUUGUUAGCCGGACCAAAACAAUUCUUCGCACUGAGUGACGUGCGAGAGCAUGAAUAUGCGUUUGGGAAUGAAGCGCAGGUGUGAGUUUUAUAGGUGAAGAGCAGAUGUGUGUGAUCAAUGGAGCUGCAUUAUGCAAACUAAUUUGCAUGGCAACAGUCAGACGGAUCCCUAGGGUGCAGAGGGGGUGACACUGGAAACAGUGAUCCUAAAGCACAGGUUGUUUGGAAAAUAGAUGCUUCUUAAAUAAUAGAUGAUUCUUAAACUAAUCAUAAUUCUUACAUCUUACAUACAACAUUCUAACAAUUGAAGAACAAAAUAUACUCUGAGGUUGUAUUAAAACCAGUGGAAA
Pimephales promelas (fathead minnow) is the source of this 1787-nucleotide messenger RNA. RefSeq names its product nectin 1a. Gene Ontology annotation, cellular component: adherens junction. The record is from RefSeq and is a predicted model, not a curated record. NCBI's taxonomy places the organism in Eukaryota, Metazoa, Chordata, Actinopteri, Cypriniformes, Leuciscidae. Gene Ontology annotation, biological process: homophilic cell-cell adhesion; heterophilic cell-cell adhesion.